Rhododendron vialii is the source of this 900-nucleotide messenger RNA. RefSeq lists its product as uncharacterized. The record is from RefSeq and is a predicted model, not a curated record. The transcript is spliced from 3 exons. Gene Ontology annotation, cellular component: chloroplast. The coding region runs from base 77 to 607 and encodes 176 amino acids. Lineage: Eukaryota; Viridiplantae; Streptophyta; Magnoliopsida; Ericales; Ericaceae.
UCCUUUCCUGCACAGCCAUAAGCAGAGAGAGAGAGAGAGAGAGAGAGAGGAGCAGAGGUGAGAGAGAGAGGUGGAGAUGACUACAGCCGCCAUUUCCUUUCUCUCAGUAGUAGUGACUCCAAACCAACUCUCUGUAUCCCAACGCAGUUCCAGUGGCCAAGCACUCUGUUUCACCAAAUCUUCUACACUCUUAAAACGCAUCUCUCUUUCUUCUCUUUGUUCUUGCACUUCUUCUUCUUCCCCUUCAAAUCCUGUCAUAAUAGAACAAGAGAGCCCUUCUCCUCCACCGGAAUCCACAACCCCCGACGCGCUUCCUCCUACCGGGGGUUGUGAGGCAUGUGGGAGAGAAAAACUAGAGAGCGGAUGUAAUGGGGAGGGAAGGAUUCAAGGCGGGAUCGCAACAGUCCCAGGAUUUGGUUGGUGGCCAAUAAAAGCCUACAGGCCUUGUCCAGGAUUUGUGGCAUCUGGUGGCAGGUAUCGAAGACGUGGGCAAAGCAUGGAUGAGGUUGUCUCUGGAAGUGGGGGGAGGAAAGAAGUUUCCAUGGCGACUAGCGACGAGGCUAAAUCAAGCAAAAAGAAUCAAGGACCAAGGCAAUUCAAGAAGUAACUUUUCACUGGAAGUUUUGUGGUUUCUCUCUUUGCCAAUUGCUUUGCUGUUCUGUGGAUUAUACGUCACAGAUAUAUGGCAUUGGCUCGCCCUCGAUUUUAGGUGGAAUUGUAAAUGUGAUUCAUUUCUCUACUUCCAAUAUAGCAACAACGAUAUCAAAGGUGCUUCGGUUGGCCUAUGCUUAGGUGCAUUUUUAUUUUUUUUAUCUACUGUACUUAUACCCAUACCUACUGAUAUCAUCUCUUGGUAAGGAUCAAGAACUACGGUGCAUUUGCAUUGUGAGCUGGAUUUAA